AUGAGGCUGUUCCGCCGCCGCUACAGCCCCUUGAAGGUGGCCUUGGCGGGCGCCGUCUUCGUCCUCUUCCUCUUCAUCCUCCAGAAGGACGCGGGGAGCAAGGACCCGGGCGAGGAGCCGUGGCUGCGGAACAUCGUGCAGGGCAAGGGCCAGAUGCUGGACCUGAUGCUGGGCGCCGUGCGGGACCUGCGGGACUCGAUGCCGCGGCUGCAGAUCGGGGCCCCGGAGCCGCCGCCGGAGCCGCUGCCCAGCGCCCGCUCCUGCCUGCCCGGUGUCUACACCGCGGCCGAGCUGCGGCCGCUGAUGGAAAGACCCCCCCAGGACCCCGCCAGCCCCGGGGCCGACGGAAAAGCCUUCAAGAAGGAUCACUGGACGCCCGAGGAGACGAAGGAGAAGGAGCGGGGCUAUGAGAAGCAUUGCUUCAAUGCCUUCGCCAGCGACCGCAUCUCCCUGCAGCGGGCGCUGGGCCCCGACAGCCGCCCCCCCGAGUGCAUCGACCAGAAGUUCAAACGCUGCCCUCCCCUCCCCACCACCAGCGUGAUCAUCGUGUUCCACAACGAGGCUUGGUCCACCCUGCUCCGGACAGUCUACAGCGUCCUGCACUCGUCCCCAGCUCGGCUGCUCCGAGAGGUCAUCCUGGUGGAUGAUGCCAGCACGGACGAGUACCUAAAGGAGGAGCUGGAUCGCUACGUGGAGCAGCUGCAGAUCGUGCGCGUGGUGAGGCAGCGGGAACGCAAGGGGCUCAUCACGGCACGGCUGCUGGGGGCCAGCGUGGCCAGCGGGGAGGUGCUGACCUUCCUGGAUGCCCACUGCGAGUGUUUCCAUGGGUGGCUGGAGCCACUCCUGUCCCGCAUCGCCGAGGAGCCCACGGCCGUCGUGAGCCCCGACAUCGCCACCAUUGACCUCAACACCUUCGAGUUCUCCAAGCCCGUGCAGAACGGAAAGCAGCACAGCCGGGGCAAUUUCGACUGGAGCCUGACUUUCGGCUGGGAGGUCAUUCCCGCACGGGAGAGGCAGCGCAGGAAGGAUGAGACCUUCCCCAUCAAAUCCCCGACCUUUGCAGGUGGCCUCUUUGCCAUCUCCAGGUCCUACUUCGAGCACAUCGGCUCCUAUGACGACCAGAUGGAGAUUUGGGGGGGUGAGAACGUGGAAAUGUCCUUCAGGGUGUGGCAGUGCGGGGGACAGGUCGAGAUCAUCCCCUGCUCCGUCGUGGGCCACGUGUUUCGCUCCAAGAGCCCCCACACCUUCCCCAAGGGCACCCAGGUGAUCUCCCGAAACCAGGUGCGCCUGGCCGAGGUCUGGAUGGAUGACUACAAGGAGAUUUUCUACCGCCGGAACCAACAAGCCUCGCAGAUGGCCAGAGAGAAGACGUUUGGUGACAUCACCGAGCGGCGCAGGCUGCGGGAGCGGCUGCACUGCAGGAACUUCACCUGGUACCUGCAGAACGUCUACCCCGAGAUGUUCGUGCCUGACCUGACCCCCAUGUUCUACGGAGCGAUAAGAAAUGAGGGCACCAAGAGCUGCCUGGACGUCGGGGAGAACAACCACGGUGGGAAACCUCUCAUCAUGUACCCCUGCCACGGGCUGGGGGGCAACCAGUACUUUGAGUACACGAGCCAGCGGGAGCUGCGCCACAACAUCGGCAAGGAGCUGUGCCUGCGAGCGGGCGCGGGCGCGGGCGCGGCCGAGCUGGGCGAGUGCCAGUUCCGAGGGAAGCCCGGCCGGGUGCCCGCCAGCGAGGAGUGGGACAUGACACAGAACCGGCUGAUCAAGAAUUUGGCCUCGGGGAUGUGUCUGACGGCCCGGGGGAAGCACCCGGCGCUGGUUCCCUGCGACCUCACGGACCCGCACCAGCUCUGGUCUUUCACCUAA
Messenger RNA from Cinclus cinclus, 1872 nucleotides. RefSeq names its product polypeptide N-acetylgalactosaminyltransferase 6 (gene GALNT6). The coding region runs from base 1 to 1872 and encodes 623 amino acids. The record is from RefSeq and is a predicted model, not a curated record. Gene Ontology annotation, cellular component: Golgi apparatus. The transcript has 10 exons. Lineage: Eukaryota; Metazoa; Chordata; Aves; Passeriformes; Cinclidae.